AUGUGACUCGAGGUGUUGUGCAUUGAAUCAAUUGCCAGAUCUUUAAUCGGUGUGUGAAUGGUGUGAAUGUGACCACAGAUAUGACACCAAUCACUAAAUACACACUUUUGGUGGACUCGUAUGAGACACGCAUUGCUUUGUAUGAAAGUAUCCAUAAUUUGUCUCAAGUUCUUGAGUGGACUCAAACCCACGACAACAUCUGCCUCAUCAGCGCUCAAACUACUUGUCUUUCGGUUCACAUUAACUCUCAUCUCAUUUAAGAUCACCGAAAGUCUCAAGACGUUUGGAGUGACGCCAACCGAUGACUCGUUACCAGUAAUUGUCUUAAGUGUGGAUCAAAUGAAUGACACUUUAAAUACUGAAGUGUUUGACAAAAUCGAUGGAAAACUUGUGGCAAUGGAUUCCCUGAAGUCUUUACGCAACGACUCUCUCAUUGAUAAAAUCUAUAACCUGAAGAACUGUACGAAUGAGAGCCAAAAAUGGGAUUUAAUUGUCACCCGAAUCGCUACUAAAGAUAUCGUUUGAUUUCAUUUCAUUGAUAACUAAUAAAGAUUUAUAUUUUACAAAAGUUUAAUGAUUAAUGUAUUAUUUUGUAUAAAUAAUCCAGGC
Molecule: messenger RNA, 609 nt
Organism: Oppiella nova
Lineage: Eukaryota; Metazoa; Arthropoda; Arachnida; Sarcoptiformes; Oppiidae
Source: the annotation of a GenBank genome assembly